Messenger RNA from Gopherus evgoodei (Goodes thornscrub tortoise), 2155 nucleotides. It is a transcript of the gene PKIA, whose product is annotated as cAMP-dependent protein kinase inhibitor alpha. Lineage: Eukaryota; Metazoa; Chordata; Testudines; Testudinidae. Gene Ontology annotation, biological process: negative regulation of cAMP-dependent protein kinase activity. Bases 255 to 485 code for a protein of 76 amino acids. Gene Ontology annotation, cellular component: cytoplasm; nucleus. The record is from RefSeq and is a predicted model, not a curated record. The transcript is spliced from 3 exons. Gene Ontology annotation, molecular function: cAMP-dependent protein kinase inhibitor activity.
GAGGGAGGGAGGGAGGAGGCGGAGGAUGACUUCAUGCCGCCGGAGCGCUGAGAAUUUGGGAGCUUCAGCUGGCGCUGGGAUGCGGGGCGCGGAGUGACAGCGUGAGCCGCGGACAUAGACCCCCCGCUCCCGCACUGAGCUGCAGCCGCCCGGGGGCUGGCCGGAGGGGCCCCAACGCAGCAGCAAGGCGCGGGGGAGGACGAUGCACUGAGUCGGUCGCUGGGCAGGUACUGCUAUGUGGAUAUUUGUUAGCAAUGACUGAUGUGGAAUCUACAUAUGCAGAUUUUAUUGCUUCGGGAAGAACUGGUAGAAGAAAUGCAAUACAUGAUAUCCUGGUGUCCUCUACAAGUGGGAACUCUAGUGAACUAUCCCUAAAGUUAUCAGAACUUGAUAUAAACAAAAGAGAAGGUGAAGGAGAUGCACAAAGAAACCCCGCUGAACAAGCUGGGGAGACCCAGGGGGAAGCAGAGAAACAAGAAAGCUGACAUCCAACUUUGAGCGACAGAAGCAGCUGCUGGAUGUUUUCAGACUGCAAGAGUUUACUGGAACAAAUUUGUUUCCAUGAGCAAGCUGGUGGAAAAGAAAAUGGAUGCAUUUCACUGCUGGAACCUGCUCAAUGUAAUGCUAAAAAUGAGGGUGCAGGCUGUGACAGCAGACAGAAUUUGUUCUUCUUCUGUCAUUAGCAAUGGUUGAAACGUUACUAAUCAUGGGACAUUGUCAUUCGAUGGAUCUUUUCAUAACCACUUGAUGGGAAUGCUUGUAGAAAGUAGAACAGAGUAGAUAAUUCUUGUAGCAAAUGGUCUUUGAAGCAUCAGAGGAUUUAAUUGUGUUUUGUGGCAAAGGUUUGAGUGAUCCUCAGAGUUUAAAGUUCUCUGGCCAAAGUGAUCACCUAGUAAAAGAACUAUAUCGAAAGCACUGGUUUUAGAACUCCGCAUCUGUGAUUUAAAGCUCUGUUAUUUACAAUGUUUUGUAUUGUACUACUUAUAAGCUCCAGCCUGCCCUGUCUCAAAUGCUCAUGAAGAAUAUUUCUGUUGUUGUGAAUUUUUCUAUCACUUGUUUGAAAGGGCUGGUUUUUGCAUAAUGUGGUGGUGUGCACAUGACAAAUUAAAAUGUCAACCGCUAAAUUGAUUAUGCCUAAAACUAUUGACUCAUCAGCACUCCAGUUUAUUACUAGAUGAGCCUUCAGAGUGAUUCACUAAUGUGAAUAUUCGCUCAGUUGGGUAUGUUGUGUGUCUGUGGUACAGGUCAGCCACUUGACUGUAGUUAGUUGCAGAUCAGGGAUUCGAGCUGAAUCUUAACAUUUUGUGUUUUCCUUGUAUUUUUUCUGAUUUAUUUUUUUAUUUAAAAAGUCCCAGAGAAAGAUUAAAGUCCAAUCAUUUUAUUAUUGUUUUAGAGCAAAUGUGUAACCUGGAUGGUUUGAAAAACAUUGAUUUGAAAAUAAUGAAGCCAGUGUUGCUGAUGAAGCUAUGGUUCCUGGUAAACCUAGCUCUUGUCUACCUGAGAGAAAUUGACCAGCCUGGCUGUUCCAGAACAACCAUUCUGGAACAGCUCCCUCUGUGGACUUUCGGUUCUGGAAUGAAAGUAAUUUUAUUCCAAAAUAUCUCCCCUGCUUUUCUGAGAUUUAAUUAUUUUGGAAUAAAGUCACUCUGAUUCCAGAAUAUGUCCACCUGGGUAAAUUACUUUGGAAUAUCUUAUCAAAUAAGGUGUUCUGCAAUAGCUAUGAUGGUCAAUUUCCCCUGGGCAAAAAGGCCAUAGAUAUACACUAGUGCUUAGUCUUGAGGCAAUCCCAUGUCUCCCUGAUCCAGGUGAAUGAAAAGGAUGACUGCUACUGUGGCAACUGCAUAACCACCAAUCAGAGUUAAAAAAGAGAAGCUUUUUUUUUUUUUUUUUUUUAAAUUAAGACAGGAUGUCACUUUUUUCCUUUGGUUUCAAAUGUUAUGCACUUUUUAAUGUUUGUAAAUUCUUACUAAUUACUAGUUUGAUUGCUUUCUGGUAUAUUAGUAAUCAGUUAAUGAAACAUUCUCUACUGUUAUGGCCACAGCUGUUUCUACAAUAUGUAUCAUGAUAUUUGUCACAUGAAAUUUUUUGUGAACUGUGUAAACUCUGAUCAGUAUUAUGAGCUCAUUUAUUAGUGUUAAUAAAUAGCAAACCAGCA